AUGGUCCUAUUUGUUUCGAUUGUGUUUUCAAUUCUGCUUCAAUCUGUGCGGAUGGUCACCUUGGAAGAAGGAUUAAAAAACCCGGAAAAGUACAUAUUCUACGACCAGAACCCGUUCAACAUUGGAAUGCAUGCCGGUAUCUCACUACUCAUCACCUACAGUAUCCUUGCUAUCGUCCUUGGAUUCAUUGCCACAAUUUCAAGAGCUCUGGGCUAUAGAAGGAAGCGAGCUAUUUUACAAUUCAAAUCUCGCCUCAGUGGUCAUCCAACAAUGAUCAGUGUCAUUUUAGCAGCACAACUAAUCAGUCGUUGUGGCCCUCGUCAUCCUAGGAGGCAAGUCCAAACAAGAAAAAUUCAGUUUGUCAAACUGCUUGGAUGAAAUAUUCUGGAUGUUCAAAACCUGUUACUUCCCAAGAAAACCAACAUCAAUUUUCCGUGCACGCAAAAUAGUGAUCACUUUUUUUGUUACCGAGGUUAACCCCUCAACCACAAUAUAAUAUAAUUAUUUC
Messenger RNA from Opisthorchis viverrini, 508 nucleotides. RefSeq lists its product as hypothetical. Bases 1 to 378 code for a protein of 125 amino acids. The transcript is spliced from 2 exons. The record is from RefSeq and is a predicted model, not a curated record. Lineage: Eukaryota; Metazoa; Platyhelminthes; Trematoda; Opisthorchiida; Opisthorchiidae.